This is a messenger RNA of Orbicella faveolata, 1334 nucleotides long. RefSeq names its product melatonin receptor type 1A-like. Gene Ontology annotation, molecular function: G protein-coupled receptor activity. NCBI's taxonomy places the organism in Eukaryota, Metazoa, Cnidaria, Anthozoa, Scleractinia, Merulinidae. Gene Ontology annotation, biological process: G protein-coupled receptor signaling pathway. The record is from RefSeq and is a predicted model, not a curated record. Gene Ontology annotation, cellular component: plasma membrane.
ACGAAAAUCCACGAACGAUUACGAAGGGAGCAUAUUUCACUAUAUUCGAUACGAAUAUUCCAGGUGUACGUCACGUAUUGUGUGCGCCUUAAAUACUCCAGGAUUCUAUUGCGUCACAAUCACAAAUUCGAGUCUAGAAUACUCUGGAAUACUUUGGUUUUCACGCAGUGACUUGAAGGCAUUGGAUUAUUCCUCAGUUACUGUGGUGGCAGGUAACCGCGCCAUAACUUUACUACAUUGAGAAGUUUCGCUAUUGAUUCUAGAUAAACUACAAAUACCUAUUUUGCAGAUCGGUAUGGCAGCAGCAAACUUCACUGGAAAUGGACAGCAGAAAACGCUCGAAGACUUAUUUUGUUCGCCCGAUUUAACUGCUGGACUACACGGCCAGUUGAUAUUUAUUUUAGUUUUUAACUCUUUUCUGUCCGUUACUGCAUUUCUUGGGAAUGCUCUGAUCCUAAAUGCUCUUUACAAGGAGUCUUCGCUUCAUCCGCCCUCCAAACUCUUACUUCGUUCCCUUGCAACAACUGAUCUCUGCGUCGGUCUCAUUGCAGAGCCUCUGGCUAUUACCUAUUGGAUGUCUGUGGUGAAUGAACAUUGGAAUACUUGCCCUCACCUUACAGCGGCAAGUUUUAUAAUAGGUUAUAAUCUGUGUGGAGUGUCGGUCGGAACAAUGACUGCAAUAAGCGUGGACAGACUUCUCGCCCUGUUGUUGGGGCUGAGAUACAGACAAGUUGUAACUUUAAAUCGAACCUACGUGAUCGUUUUUACCUUAUGGCUUUUGCCCGCAGUCUUUUCAGCAAUGUACUUGUGGAAUCCCCUCACAACCUUAUGGUAUGGCAUCGUCAAUAUACCACUGUGUCUUAUAAUCUCUAUUUCUUCUUACACAAAGAUUUUCCUCUCCCUCCGUUAUCAUCAAAAUCAAAUACGAGACCGAGUUCAACAACCGAACCAAACAAAUCAACUUAACAUAGCGCGAUACAAAAUGGCAGUGUCCAGUGCAAUAUGGCUGCAACUGACGCUGGUCGCUUGUUAUCUUCCCUAUAGCAUAGUGGAGGCUUUGCGGGCCAAGAGUGGACUAUCUGAAUCUCUUUAUCUUGCUUGGAUUUAUACGGCCACGUUAGUUUUCUUAAACUCGUCAUUAAACCCGAUUCUUUUCUGUUGGAAGCUAAAUGAAGUCAGAAAAGCGGUGAAGGACACAAUUAGACAAGUGCUUUGCCUUCGUUUUUCGAGUUAGCUCUUGUAGUCCAAUAUGAUGAAAAGUUAAUGAUGUUUUAAGACUGGGAUUUAAAAGUUCUCGUGAGCAUUACCUGAAAUUAAAAGCGAUGCUUACUCAU